Penicillium digitatum Pd1 is the source of this 843-nucleotide messenger RNA. RefSeq names its product OPA3 family protein. NCBI's taxonomy places the organism in Eukaryota, Fungi, Ascomycota, Eurotiomycetes, Eurotiales, Aspergillaceae. Gene Ontology annotation, biological process: regulation of lipid metabolic process. The record is from RefSeq and is a predicted model, not a curated record. Gene Ontology annotation, cellular component: mitochondrion.
AUGUCAUUAACCUUGAAACUCUCUUCCUUGGCAAUUCGGACUUUAUCCAAGCCUAUCGCCUCUCAAAUCAAAGCCCAAGCCCGUGAACAUGAACGCUUUCGCAAGGUCUGCGUCUCUAUCGCCCAAGCGCUUCACCGAUUCGAUAUGCGUAUCCGACUAGGCUCCAUCCGCGAUACUGCCACCUCCCAACGUCAAGAUGCCGCCGCCGCCGAAGCUCGAAAACACAAGCCCACAAUCCCCACAGUGCGAAACGCAGCCGACACGAAGGCCGCAGAGGACGCAGAGGCCAAAGCCAAGGCUGCAGCAGAAGAGGCGGCCAAGCCCCAUCAUUAUCGUAUCCGCCCCCUAUCUGAGUCUAAAGCUAUCGAGUCCGGUGCCAACUUCAUCUCCGAAUCCUUUCUCUUCCUUGUCGCAGGAGGUCUGAUCCUCUUUGAGUCGUGGCGGUCACGGAACAAGGAAAGCACACGGCGUGAAGGCGUGGAGGGAAGAUUAGCAGAUCUGGAACAAUCAGAAAAGGCGGCACGUGAAGCUCUGGUGGCACUAGAAAAGGAGCUGCUCCAGCUAAGAGCAAAGCACGGCGAUUUGCCCAAGUUGUCUACGAAGAGGAUUCUGUCUCCGGAGAUCUAUGAACAAGCGCCAGAGCCGGAUAUGCCAGAAGUUCCACAAGGGUGGCUCUCACGCAUUUCCUCGUAUAUCUCUUUUGGUCAAACUGCGGAGAAGACGACCGAGUCUGCACCUAAAAUCCAGCCCACAACAAAUAAGGCUGCACCGACAACCUCAACUCCCGACCCGUCUGCUGCAUCAGCUAGUCAGACGUCAUCAUCUACAUCGAAAAGCUUGUGA